AUGCCUCUCACAGACAAUCGCGCCCUGCGCAUUCUCGACCAUGCCUCCGAGAACCACUACGGAGUACCCGCCAUGUGCUGCUAUAAUGUAGAAGGCAUUCUGGCCACCGUCCGCGCUGCCGAAGCCAAGCGCUCACCCGCCAUGAUCCUCCUCUUCCCCUGGGCCGUACACUACGCAGAUGGGAUCCUCGUGCACGCCGCCGCCGAAGCCGCGCGCAAUGCAUCGGUUCCCAUCACCGUCCACAUGGACCACGCGCAAACGCCCGAGAUCAUCCGCCGGGCCGCCGACCUCGGCGGAUUCGACAGUAUCAUGGUCGACAUGUCACACUAUGAAAAGGCGGAGAACCUGGCCUUGACGCGCGAACUGGUGGCCUAUUGUCAUGAGCGGGGGAUUGCGACGGAGGCGGAGCCCGGGCGUAUCGAAGGUGGUGAGGAUGGAAUUGCCGACACGGCGGAUCUGGAGGGUCUGUUGACGACGCCGGAGGAGAGUCAGGAGUUUGUGGAUACCGGGAUUGACUGGUUGGCGCCGGCUUUUGGAAAUGUGCAUGGCGAGUACGGUCCUCGUGGGAUCCAGUUGGAGUAUGAGCGAUUGCAGUCGAUCAAUCAGGCGGUGGGGAAACAGGUGCGGUUGGUGCUGCAUGGAGCAGAUCCGUUUACCAAGGAGAUCUUUCAAAAGUGCAUUGAUUGUGGAGUCUCCAAGAUCAAUAUCAACAAGGUCUUGAAUAAUGAGUAUAUCAAGGUGCAGCAGGAAAAGGCGGGCAAGGUGCCGUUGACGACCUUGCUGGAAGAAGCUACCAAUGCCAUGCAGAAGGCGGUUGAGCGAUGCAUGGACAUGCUCGAGUCGACUGGAAGAUACCCGUGA
This is a messenger RNA of Penicillium oxalicum, 861 nucleotides long. Its product is annotated as class II fructose-bisphosphate aldolase. Lineage: Eukaryota; Fungi; Ascomycota; Eurotiomycetes; Eurotiales; Aspergillaceae. Gene Ontology annotation, molecular function: zinc ion binding; aldehyde-lyase activity. The transcript has a single exon. The coding region runs from base 1 to 861 and encodes 286 amino acids. Gene Ontology annotation, biological process: carbohydrate metabolic process. The record is from RefSeq and is a predicted model, not a curated record.